This is a messenger RNA of Amoebophrya sp. A120, 296 nucleotides long. The record is from the annotation of a GenBank genome assembly. Lineage: Eukaryota; Dinophyceae; Syndiniales; Amoebophryaceae.
AUGACUACCAGCACCGGAACUGCCGGAGCGCAGGACGAGACAGAUGGUACUAGAGGAGGUACUAGCAGAACCGGAGCCCCCCAGACAGCACAGACACAGUCACAGCUCGCCUUCGACGUCGGCGAGUCUUCGCAAGCGACGCUAGGCGAGCAGCGCAACCAAGCCUUCGCACGCCUGAGCGAGUCUGCGCGAAGGAGAAUACAGCGUUAUCGCGCUUGGCAAGGCGAAAGAAGAAGAGGACAGCAAGAACAGCGCGCAGAGCUGCAGCUGAGCCGUCUGGCGCAGGAUAGUGGUGC